AUGGCUUCGCCGUACGACAGCUACCAAACCUCCCUCACAGGGCGAUACUGCAGCCCCGCCAUGUCGCAGCUGUUUAGCCAGCGAUCUCGCCACUCGACAUGGCGAAAGCUCUGGCUAGGCCUUGCCGAAAGCGAAAAGGAGCUCGGCAUCGACACCAUUACCCCCGAGGCCCUCGAGCAGAUGAAAGCCAAUCUGACCGUCACGGACCAAGACUUUGAAGUGGCCCGCGUGGAAGAAAAGAUCCGAAGACAUGAUGUCAUGGCUCAUGUCCACGCUUUCGGUAUCGCGGCUCCGGCGGCGGCCGGCAUCAUUCACUAUGGUGCUACUAGUUGCUACGUGACUGACAACGCAGAGCUCAUCCUCAUGAAGGAUGCGCUCGACCUCCUCACAAAGAAGCUCGCCAAGGUCAUUUCCAACCUGGCCGCCUUUGCCCUCAAAUGGAAGGAUCAACCAACCCUCGCCUACACUCAUCUGCAGGCUGCGCAGCUCAUCACCGUCGGCAAGCGCGCCGCCCAGUGGGCGCAGGACCUGAUGCUCGACCUGCACAGCAUCGAGCAGGCCCGCGACGAGCUCAAGUUCCGCGGCGCCCAGGGCACCACCGGCACGCAAGCGUCCUUCCUCGAGGUCUUCCACGGCGACUCGACCAAGUGCGACGAGCUCAACAAGCUGCUCUGCAAGAAGUUUGGCUUCUCCAGCUGCUACGACGUGUCCACGCAGACGUACACGCGCAAGGUCGACCUUCUCGUUGCCAAUGCCGUUGCGGGUCUGGGCUCGUCUGCGCAGAAAAUCACCGGCGACAUUCGUCACCUGGCGCACUGGAAGGAGAUUGAAGAGCCGUUUGAGAGCUCGCAGAUUGGGUCCUCGGCCAUGGCGUACAAGCGCAACCCGAUGCGCUCCGAGCGCGUGUACUCGCUGUCGCGCGAGCUCCUCAGCAAGCCGGCCAGCUUCCAGGCCACGCACGCCGACCAGUGGAUGGAGCGCACGCUCGACGAUUCCGCCGUCCGCCGCAUCGACAUUCCCGAGACGUUUCUGCUAGCCGAUGCCAUCCUCAUCGGGCUCGACAACAUUACCGACGGGCUCAUUGUGUAUCCCCAGCGCAUCGCCGCGCACAUUCAGGCCGAGCUGCCGUUUAUGAUUACCGAGACCAUCAUCAUGCGCCUUUGUGCCACGGGGGUGUCGCGUCAAGAGGCGCACGAGCAGAUUCGUGUCCUCUCGCACCAGGCCAGCGCGGUGGUCAAGAACGAGGGCAAGCCCAACGAUCUCGUUGAGCGUAUCAAGAGCUCCGACUUUUUUCAGCCCAUCUGGGGCGAGCUCGAUGGCAUGCUCAAGGCUGAGUUAUAUACCGGUCGCAGCGCUGAGAUUGUUGACAAGUACUGCGGUCCUGGUGGCGCUGUGGACAAGGCAUUGGCUCCGUAUCGCGAGUAUAUCAAGGGCGCAGCUACCACUGAGCUCAGUGUCUAG
Beauveria bassiana ARSEF 2860 is the source of this 1461-nucleotide messenger RNA. RefSeq names its product adenylosuccinate lyase. Gene Ontology annotation, biological process: 'de novo' AMP biosynthetic process. Gene Ontology annotation, cellular component: cytosol. Bases 1 to 1461 code for a protein of 486 amino acids. Gene Ontology annotation, molecular function: N6-(1,2-dicarboxyethyl)AMP AMP-lyase (fumarate-forming) activity; (S)-2-(5-amino-1-(5-phospho-D-ribosyl)imidazole-4-carboxamido) succinate lyase (fumarate-forming) activity. The record is from RefSeq and is a predicted model, not a curated record. Lineage: Eukaryota; Fungi; Ascomycota; Sordariomycetes; Hypocreales; Cordycipitaceae. The transcript has 5 exons.